This is a messenger RNA of Exophiala xenobiotica, 1856 nucleotides long. RefSeq names its product nicotinate phosphoribosyltransferase. Bases 170 to 1522 code for a protein of 450 amino acids. The transcript has a single exon. Gene Ontology annotation, molecular function: nicotinate phosphoribosyltransferase activity. NCBI's taxonomy places the organism in Eukaryota, Fungi, Ascomycota, Eurotiomycetes, Chaetothyriales, Herpotrichiellaceae. The record is from RefSeq and is a predicted model, not a curated record. Gene Ontology annotation, biological process: NAD+ biosynthetic process.
AUGAGUUCAGGCUUACGUUGCAAACGUUUGUUUGUUCGACCUGCACUCUCAUUUCGUGCCACGAGAAGCCUGCGCUUGCAGCUCGAUGCUCAACGCACCAUCUAUUCAGACAUGAUCACUUUCCUGAAGUCCUGAGCGUGACUACUGCUAGUUGAUCUCCAUCGUCACAAUGGCGCAGUCCAAGCUGCCUGAGGGCGUCCAUUCGUUUCUGGAUACUGACUUGUACAAGCUGACGAUGCAGUGUGCGAUCUUCAAAUACUUUCCCUCUGUCGACGUCGAGUAUAAGUUCACCAAUCGGACACCCCAGAUGCGCCUCAAUAAGCAAGCGUUCGCAUGGCUAAAGGAGCAAAUCGCAAAGCUGGCAAACAUCAGACUGUCGCAGCAGGAGCUGGAGUACCUGAGGAGACACUGUCCGUACUUGAGCUCAGACUACCUGGACUUCUUUCAAACCUUCCAGUUGCGGCCUUCGGAACACGUCCAUGUUAAGUUCACACCAGUGGACGACGCGUACGGCAAUCUCGAUAUCACGGUCGCAGGGCUUUGGGUUGAGACUAUACUCUACGAAAUACCUCUCCUUGCAUUGACCAGCGAAGCCUAUUUCAAGUUCGUGGACAAGGAUUGGUCUCCCGAAGGACAAGAAGAAAAUGCAUACCAGAAAGGAGUGCGGUUGCUGUCAGCAGGCUGUCUGUUUUCAGAAUUCGGCUCUCGAAGAAGAAGAGAUUUCCAAACCCAAGAUCAGGUGGUCAAAGGUUUGGUGAGGGCAUCAAAAGAAAAGGAUUGGCCAGGCAAACUGACUGGUACGAGCAAUGUCUACUUCGCCAUGAAGCACAGUAUCCCUCCGGUUGGGACUGUGGCGCAUGAAUGGUACAUGGGCAUUGCCGCGCUUACCAACGACUACGAACAUGCCAACGAGCAGGGUCUUCGCUAUUGGCUCGAUUGUUUCGGGAAAGGUGUACUUGGAAUUGCCCUCACGGACACUUUCGGCACAGAGGAUUUCUUCAAAGCCUUCAACAAGCGUAUCCCUGCAAAGACAUCGGCCUCAAGAGACUCGGCCAUGGGCUACUCUGAUGAAAGCAACCCUUCUGCGGAGCAACCUACAUUCGCCGAGGUAUUUACUGGCAUAAGGCAAGACUCGGGAGAUCCCAAAGAGUAUGUCAAGCACGCCAGUGACUUCUACAAGUCUAUAGGGGUGAGCGGGAAAAACAUUGUAUUCUCAGAUGCGCUCAAUGUGGACAAAUGCUUGGAGUAUAAGAAAGUGGCAGAAGAGUAUGGCUUCAAGCCUUCUUUUGGUGUGGGAACUUUCUUCACGAACGACUUCAGCCGGAAAUCCGAUCCACAAACAAAGUCAAAACCUCUGAAUAUUGUCAUCAAGCUGUCGAAAGCAGGCGGCCGACCGGCAGUCAAGAUCUCUGACAACAUUGGGAAGAACACGGGCGACAGUGCAACCGUCCAAGACGUGAAGCGUCGGCUAGGCUACAUCGAACAGGAAUGGAGGGGAGGUGAUGAAUCUAAGAGGUGGUGAACAGGUGAUGCAGUUUGUGAUGUGUCGGACCAUCGGCGAGCAAAGAGCAGAAUGUCGCAGCCUUGCUGGACCCUAGCGACCUUGUGGGUCUUAGAUCGAGGCUCUGUAGAGCUGUGGGGUGUGGCGGGAGGACUUGAUUGUCGAGCCAUUGGGGCGGUCAAACGAUAGUUGCGGGAGACGACUCACCGUUUCCCGAGCAGAUGGCGAUUAAUAUACUGGUGCCUAGAACCUACACAGUCACAGAGUACAAAGGAAUGAUGGACCGUGAUGCGCCCGACGUGCGCCGCCACGAUGAUUACGAUCAUCAUGAUCAGGUGUGUCGCAAAUGAUAGCG